GGGGUGGGGGGUAAACCUGCAGGACAGUGUCCAUCGAGUGGGAAAGCAGUAAACCCUCCCAGCAUCACCUUGCGCUGGACCCUCAGUUUCACUUUGAUGGUAAUUAGCUGGGAUUCCAGCCCCCAUUGAAAUCGGCUGUGCAUGGUGUUCUUUGUAAGAACACGGCGUCUUCCUCAUGUGGUCUCAUUAACAGACCUGGCACCUGUUACUGGGGCUGGUUUGUUGUGGAUGGCUGCCAGAUUGCAGGUUCAGAAGGUGUAAUCUCUGUUCAAAGGACAGCUUGUGGACUGCUUUGUUUAGUUUCGGUCUGUCCGUGGAACCGGCAGCGGUUAUCAAUUCCUCCAUUUGACUAUGGAAAAAUCAUUACCUUGCUGUAUAAUCCAAUUACGCUUCAACUUCAGCUCACAGACAGAUGCCUGGACGUUCUCCUUAAGAAAUUUCAGGUUUGGGGAUCAUCCAGGGAUUUUGCAAAUGUACGACGAGCAUUGAUGUUACUCUUGCAGGGCUUCUCAGUGACGAGGGCCUGUGGAUAAUGAGAUAGAUCCAAAAUGGCUGGCUCUCCAGGCAAUGAGCUACCUCUCCUGCAGCUUCAGGAGGUGGACUCCAGCAAGGUUGGGGAAAGCGGGGGCUCCUCGGGGUUGCUGCCCACCAUGUAUAACGGUGCCCUGCCCGCCCUGAGCAUGGAAAGCCAUGCCGUCUGCAUCCCGUCCCCCUACACGGACAGCAGCCACGACUACGCCGCCCUGACCUUCUACAGCCCCCCCAUCCUGAGCCACGGCGGCCCUGCCAACCCCGAGAGCCCCGCCGCGCGCCAGUCCCUCAGCCCCUCCCUCUUCUGGCCGGCCCACGGCCACCACGGCCACGUGUCCCCGCUGGCCCUGCACUUCCAGCAGCCCCUGGUGUACAGAGAGCCCACCCACUCCCCGUGGGCGGAGCCCAAACCGCUGGAGCACGGCCAGGCCCAGACCAGCAAGCUGGCGGGGAAGAGGAUGGCGGUGAGCGAGGAGGGGACGAGCUCCGUCGGGGGCUGCUUCGCGGGGAAGGGAGACAUGCACUUCUGUGCCGUGUGCCAUGACUACGCCUCGGGGUAUCACUACGGGGUGUGGUCCUGCGAGGGCUGCAAGGCCUUCUUCAAGAGGAGCAUCCAAGGGCACAAUGACUACAUCUGCCCCGCCACCAACCAGUGCACCAUCGACAAGAACCGGCGCAAGAGCUGCCAGGCCUGCCGACUCCGCAAGUGCUAUGAAGUGGGCAUGAUGAAGUGUGGUGUGAGACGGGAGCGUUGUACCUACCGGGGGGCGCGACACCGCCGCAUGCCCCACAUCCGCGAGUUGGCGGGCACAGGGGGCGGGGCCAGGACCCAGAGGCGGGCCGAGGGAGUCGUCCCUCAGACGCGGGAGGCGCAGUCCUCGGCGCUCACGCCCGAGCAGCUAAUCAACCGCAUCAUCGAGGCGGAGCCGCCGGAGAUCUACCUCAUGAAGGAGCUGAAGAAGCCCUUCACCGAGGACAGCAUGAUGAUGUCACUCACCAACCUGGCCGACAAGGAGCUCGUCCUCAUGAUCAGCUGGGCCAAAAAGAUCCCUGGGUUUGUGGAGCUGGACCUGUCUGACCAAGUACACCUGCUGGAGUGCUGUUGGCUGGAGGUGCUGAUGCUGGGCCUGAUGUGGAGGUCUGUGGAUCACCCUGGGAAACUCAUCUUUUCCCCAGACCUCAAGCUCAACAGGGAUGAGGGAAGUUGUGUGGAGGGGAUCCUGGAAAUCUUCGACAUGGUGCUGGCGGCAACCUCCAGGUUUCGGGAGCUGAAGCUACAGAGGGAGGAGUAUGUGUGCCUCAAAGCCAUUAUCCUUCUCAACCCCAACCUGUGCACAACGUCUAGCGAGACCCGCGAGGAGCUGGAGAGCCGCAGCAAGCUGCUGCACAUGCUGGACUCCGUGACCGACGCGCUGGUGUGGACCAUCGCCAAGAAGGGCCUGACCUUUCAGCAGCAGUCUGCUCGGCUGGCCCACCUGCUGAUGCUGCUGGCGCACAUCCGCCACCUCAGUAAUAAGGGCAUGGAGCACCUGUCCAACAUGAAGAGGAAGAACGUGGUGCCGCUCUACGACCUGCUGCUGGAGAUGCUGGACGCCAACACCAUGCACAGCAGCCGCAUGUCGGCGUCGUACUCCUCCCAGCCGAGCCCGUGGUCCCAGGCCGCGCAGAGCCAGCCUGGCCCGCCGCCAUCCUGCAGCGGGGAGUGCCCUUGUCCACCCAAGGAAAGCAGUGAGUAACGCCUUUACAUCCUGCCUGGCCCGGCAUGCUCUCCCCCCCCCCCGGGCUUCUUGGACUCUUGAGUCUGCUGGGAUCUCGAUGGUGGACUCACGCAGAACUGUACCCGAGGCCAGAAAACUAUUUUCUUCAGCAUUUUUACACUGCUUAUUCCGUUUCUAUUUUUUGCUUUUUAUUGCAUUUCAACAACAACAAAAAAAGUUGGCAUGUCAUAUUUUCAUUUUUUGGUGAGACGCCCCUCCUCCCCAAAGAAACCUGGAAAUGAGAAAUUUUUAAACUGCUUGAUAGCCACUCUCUGCUCAUAAAAGGCUCACAAGAACCUGACUCCUACCUGGCUAGGACUGCAUAAGCUAAGGUGCUAGACCAAGUACUUAGCAGAGAUGUGAGAAUGAUUAAAACAGGUAAACUGAGGCUAAACCCAUAAUGUAUGUACUAGGCUACUGGAUUCCCCAAGAGCACUUAAAAGCUGUGAAUCAUCUGUUGUACAGUACCAGAGCGUAGUAUAAUGUAUUGCUAUAGUACAGUGUACUAUGGUCAGAAAAAUCAAAAUAGUCCAAAAUAUUUAUUUUGAUAAAUUCCCCACCAAUUUAUGCAUCACAUAAAGCAUAUGGCCAACUUGGGUGCCAAAUCUGUGUCUCCAGGUGUGCAUAGUGAGGAGCCAUUAUGAGCAGUAGUCACCUGAUGUUCUUUGCUGUUGACAUGUAUGUCUGCUGACCCCUUUGGGUUCAGAGAUAGAGAGAGAGAGAGAGAUUAAAUAAAGACUUAUACUUAACUUUUUGGGAGUUUUUUUUCAGUACAGUUAGCUGCCUAAGGCCAUGAAUCUGUCCCUUUGUGGGCCUAGAUGGCUGUGUGGAGUUCUCUUACCAGUUCUUUCACAAGGUAUCUAGCUAGGCCAUUUAUAUUAUUUUAUGUUUGCUACAUUUUAAAAAUUUAAGUUUGCUUUACUUGCCAUCUAACUCUCUUGAUGGUUAGCGGUUUGAUUCCAAUUUGAUUACAAUUUGCUAACUAGCCAAAUAAGGUUAAAACUGGAUGUGCUGCUUAGCCUGCUUAUGCCAGGGAACAUUGGUUAACAUGAAGUUAACUAAUAACUUGCAAAUGUUUGAUCAUAAUUGUUUAGACUUGUAUUCUGUUGCAAUUAAUCACACUUACAUUAUGUAUGAUAGAAAGAUGGUUGUGUGUUGAAAAUGAUUGUUUGGUUUACGUGCGCUAAAAUUCAGUCAGACAAGGCAGCCUGAUACUGUAGCGUAAUGCAAACACAAUUAUUGUCCAUAAAUUAGUAUUUUUAUUAUGCUCUGUAUUACCAUUCAUAAAUGUAUGUGAAUUGACUAUUCUUCACUCUAGGAGCUCGUGACAUUCUGUCGAAUUGAUUGUCAGUUUUUGUGGUGAAACCAACAUAUGUGAGAUAUACAUUUUGACAGUGAAGGCGUUUAGCUGACAUUCUUAUCCAGAGUGACUUGCCCAACUUGCAUUGUAUUUAUGCAGCUGGGUAUUUUUACUGAAGCAUUUCAGGGUUGGUACCUUACUGGAAGGUACAACGACAGUGCCCCCACCUGGGAAUAAAGGCUACAACCUUGGAUUUGCAAGCCGUUGACCAAUAGUUGCAAGCCCAGUUCCUUAACCGGAACGGCUUCCUCAAAGGCCAGCCUGGGAUGGGGCUACAAUGUAGGCAGACUCUACAGAAUAUAACUUUGCAUUAUGGGAUUUGUAUGAGGAUUGUAUUCCUUUUAAAUUGGACCAAAGGCCCAUUUCAAGUGUGGAUAUCUGGGGAUAUCAGCAACGAGGGGGAUAAGAUUCGGUUUAAAUUUGUGUUGUAAUAUUCCUUUAAAUGUUCCACAAUAUGAAGUAGUGCUCUGUGACAGUGCGUUUCAUUGAAACUGUUAAGUGACUGGUGCUGUGUUUGGUCAUGGAGAAGACAGUGUAAAGUCUGGGUUCCACACUGGGACCACAAGCUGAAGGGACUAAUGGCGCAGUCCAGAAGGCCGGCCUAAUGCCUGAGACUGCCAUGCAGCUUCGCUCUGUGAACCCCCUUGGAAGGUUUGAUGGGCUUUGUGCCUGAAUUGCUCGUACUAAAUUACCGUUCAAAUGAAGUAACAUUUUUUCCUGUUUUUGUAAGUUUUUUCUGUGAACCCUGGUAACAUCAUGCUGGAAACUCUUCAAAACUGUUUUUUGUCUAUGAAGGGGAUAAUUUGUAUCCGUAAAUAUAUAACUGGUAAUCACAUUGUUUUUAAUUCAUUGUUUUUUCCUGUGAUUUCUUGUAAAUAGACAUUGCUUGGUAAUGCAAUAGUUCUCAGUAAAUCUUUAAAACUGUUUCAGUCAAUUUUAAAAAAGAACACGUUUGAAUAAAUUUUCUUUGAUUUUUUUUUGUUGUUUCCCCCACCCUCUGACCAUUGUGUGAUUUUCCUUUUUUUGCACUAAAAUUGUCCUCCAAGAAGCAGCUUAUUCAGUAAAUGGUGCACUUUAAAUUUAAA
Molecule: messenger RNA, 4733 nt
Organism: Anguilla rostrata (American eel)
Lineage: Eukaryota; Metazoa; Chordata; Actinopteri; Anguilliformes; Anguillidae
Product: estrogen receptor beta
Exons: 11
Coding region: 549-2267 (572 amino acids)
Biological process (GO): cellular response to estrogen stimulus; estrogen receptor signaling pathway; regulation of transcription by RNA polymerase II
Cellular component (GO): nucleus; chromatin
Molecular function (GO): nuclear receptor activity; steroid binding; estrogen response element binding
Source: RefSeq, a predicted model, not a curated record